GGGAGCUGGGGAAGGAGUACCAAGUGGCGCUCAUGCUGCAGGGCAACAAGGGCUCCGUGUACGUGGACGGCACGCUUCUGGGGAGCUCCGACGCGCUGCCAACACCCGAGGCACGGAUUUUUGAAAUCUCGUACUUCUACUUUGGAGACGAAGAAGUCGGCAACGACAGAGGCGGCAGUGUGACGGUGACGAACGUCUUUUUGUACAACCGCCCGCUGAGUGCCACGGAACUCAACAAGGUUGACGGCAAUGGCGGUAACCCGAAUAAAGGCGACAGCUCCAUGCGUGCGGAUGGGGCUUGGGUGCUGCUACUCCUGCUGCUGCUGGGGCUAUGGGGCAUUGCGGCCCUCUCCUGA
Trypanosoma conorhini is the source of this 356-nucleotide messenger RNA. RefSeq names its product group II trans-sialidase superfamily. NCBI's taxonomy places the organism in Eukaryota, Euglenozoa, Kinetoplastea, Trypanosomatida, Trypanosomatidae. The record is from RefSeq and is a predicted model, not a curated record. Gene Ontology annotation, molecular function: exo-alpha-sialidase activity. The annotation marks the transcript as partial. The transcript has a single exon.